AUGGCGGGCUAUGGUUACUAUGUCGUGACGACCGCUCAGCGCGAGGGCGGCGCGCCACCUCCCUCUGCCGAGCACCUGGUCAACUGGUCGGGGACUCACGAGUGCCAGGUGGCGCGCUUCUACCAGCCCGAGAGCCUGGAGCAGCUGGAGGCGACUGUGAAGCAGGCGCACAAAGCGGGCCGCAAGCUGCGGUGCGUGGGGUCUGGGCUGUCGCCCAACGGCAUUGCCUUCAACGAGGCGGGCAUGGUGAGCCUGGCGCUGAUGGACCGGGUGCUGAGCAUCGACAGAGAGCAGGGGCAGGUCACCGUGCAAGCGGGCGCCCGGGUGCAGGCUGUUGCCGACCAGCUGCGCCAGCACGGCCUCACGCUCCAAAACUACGCCUCCAUUCGCGAGCAGACCGUCGGCGGCUUCAUCCAAGUCAGCGCCCACGGCACCGGCGCCGCCAUCCCGCCCGUGGAUGAGCAGGUGGUGGCCCUCAAGCUGGUCACCCCCGCAUUGGGCACCAUCGAGCUGAGCAAGUCCCAAGACCCGGAGCUGUUUGAGCUGGCCAAGGUUGGGCUGGGCUGCCUGGGAGUGGUGGCCGAGGUGACGCUGCAGUGCGUGCCUGCGCAUCGGCUGGUCGAGCACACCACGCUGAGCACGCUGAGGGAUGUGCGCAAGCGGCACGCGCAGCGGCUGCGGGACAACAAGCACCUUCGGUACAUGUGGAUCCCCAACACCGAUGCCGUGGUGGUGGUGACCUGCAACGAGGUGGCGCAGGGCCAGGACCCAGAGGCUCCAACCAGCAAGUACAGCGAGGCGCAGCGGCUGGCCCCGCUGCGCACGCUGCUGCUCAGCCGGCUGCCGGCGGCAGAGGCGGAGGAGGUGGAGGGCCUGUCGGCGACGCAGUGCCGUGACCGGCUGCUGGCGCUGGGGCCGCUGGAUGCAGCGUGGGUAAAGAAAGUGAACCAGGCGGAGGCCGAGUACUGGCGGCGCUGUGAGGGCAUGCGGGUGGGGUGGAGCGACGAGCUGCUGGGCUUUGACUGCGGGGGGCAGCAGUGGGUGCUGGAGACUGCCUUUCCCGCUGGCACCCUGGACAAGCCCGAUGGCAGGGACAUUGCCUACAUGGAGGAUCUGCUGAGGCUGGUGGCUGCCCGCAGCGUGCCGGCCCCUGCCCCCAUCGAGCAGCGCUGGACCGCAGGCAGCAGCGCGGCCAUGAGCCCCGCCCACGGGCCGCCCGGCUCGCUGCACAGCUGGGUGGGCGUCAUCAUGUACCUUGCUGAGCUGGCGCCAGAGCAGCGGCAGGCUGUGACAGACAGUUUCCGGCAGUACGCGCAGCUUGUGGAGCGGGAGCUGAUGCCCAAGUACGGAGCGGUGGAGCACUGGGCAAAGAUAGAGGUGCCCAGCGACCCGGCGCAGCUGGAGGUGGUGCAGCAGCGGCUAGCGCAGCGGUAUCCGGUGGCUGCGUUCAAUGCGGCACGGCAGCGGCUGGACCCAAACGACAUUCUGGGCAGCCCCAUGAUGGAUGCCCUGCUGCCGCACACUGAGGUUGCCUCGGCGUGA
Chlorella variabilis is the source of this 1542-nucleotide messenger RNA. RefSeq lists its product as hypothetical. Gene Ontology annotation, cellular component: membrane. The record is from RefSeq and is a predicted model, not a curated record. NCBI's taxonomy places the organism in Eukaryota, Viridiplantae, Chlorophyta, Trebouxiophyceae, Chlorellales, Chlorellaceae. The transcript is spliced from 11 exons. Gene Ontology annotation, molecular function: D-arabinono-1,4-lactone oxidase activity; galactonolactone dehydrogenase activity; FAD binding. The coding region runs from base 1 to 1542 and encodes 513 amino acids.